CCUCCAGCGGCCUAGAGGGGCGCUGAGCGCAUGCGCUUGCUUCCGCAUGCAUCGGCGUUUAGCCGCCAGCUUUUCGCGGUUCGGGGAGGAAGCGUGUGCGUCCCAGCGAGUUCUCCUGUGCCAGCUUCUAAGGUUCUUGCUUUUCCAAACCCAGAGGACAGUGCCCGAAGCCAGGGGACACCAGCCAUGCUCCAAACAACUUGGCUUCAGGAGUCCGUGACCUUCGAGGACGUGGCUGUGUACUUCACCCAGAGCCAAUGGGCCAGCCUGGACCCCGCGCAGAGGGCCCUGUACCGGGAGGUGAUGCUGGAGAACUAUGCCAAUGUGGCCGCCCUGGUAGCAUUUCCAGCCCCCAAGCCGGAUCUCAUCUCCCAGCUGGAAAGCGGGAGCGCACCCUGGGGCCCCGAUCCUUGGGAGGCAGAGGAUUGGAGAGGCAUCUGUCCAGGUGACGAGUCCUGGAUCAAAGAGGAAGAGCCUGCUGUGAAGCAGGAAGCCUCCGGAGAAGCAGAGCAACUCAGAGUGCCGGGAGGUGGACUCCGAAAUGUGUCUCAGCACCUUGAUUUUAAAAGCAAGGCCACGUGGCCAAGUUUCAGCCUGAAUCCGAACCUGAUUCUUCGAGGGGGGAUGAAGUUCUAUGAGUGCAAAGAAUGUGGGAAAAUCUUCAGGUACAACUCCAGGCUCCUUCGGCAUCAGAUGAGCCACACCGGGGAGAAGCCCUUCAAAUGUAAGGAAUGCAGCAAAGCUUUCAAGUCCAGCUACGACUGCAUCAUCCACGAGAAGAACCACGUCGGCGAAGGGCCCUACGAAUGCAAGGAGUGCGGCAAAGGCUUGAGCUCCAGCACCGCCUUGACUCAGCAUCAGAGGAUCCACACGGGGGAGAAGCCCUACCAAUGCAAGCAGUGCGGCAAGGCCUUCCGCAGGAACGCAGCGUGCCUCCAGCACCAGCGGCUGCACACGGGGGAGAAACUCUACGAGUGCAAGGAGUGCUGGAAGGCCUUCGGCUGCCGGUCUGUGUUCAUCGUCCACCAGAGGAUUCACACCGGGGAGAAGCCCUACCGGUGCCAGGAGUGUGGCAAGGCGUUCACGCAGAAGAUAGCCUCCGUUCAGCACCAGAGAGUUCACACGGGGGAGAGGCCGUACGAGUGCAAGGUGUGUGGGAAGGCCUUCAAGUGGUACGGCAGUUUUGUGCAGCAUCAGAAACUGCACCCCGUGGAGAGAAAGCCCGGCCUGGCCAGUCCCCAGGGCUCCUCUUCAGCCUUGUCGCCGGGUCCUCCCGCUGUGGCCACGCCCUCACUGACCUUUCCGCAGGCUGUGCUCCUUCCUGCCUCGGGGCCUUUGCUCAUGCUGCUGCCCACAUCCGGGAUGCCUCCGCCCCCUGUCCAAAUAGUGCAGGUCUUCCAGGCCCUCGCUCCCAUUGUCAAGCCCUCCCCAGUCCAUCUCUCUUCUCGCGAGCUUCAUCUUGCCACGCCUGCGGCUCUCAAGCCCAGCAAAACUCUCAUUUGAGUUUCAUUUGUAUUUUUUUUUCCCCCCUCACCUUACAUGUGUUUCAGCGGUUUCAGCACACACUGCAUUGUAGUCUGUCUAUACAUUUAAAGAUUGUGUUUAUAUAAUAUGUUUUCUUUUGGGGAUGGAAAUACUUGAUCUUUGCCUUGGCCCCUUUCUGGCUUGAAUAGUAGUGGCUGUAUCUGUCUCUGUAUUGUAGGGGUGCUGGUUGGACACUGGAGGGUUAGAGAAGUUUGGGAGAGAGCACAUCCCCGUGUCUGGCCAUUAAGAGAGAAGCAACCUGAGAGAAAUGGAGGAGAGUAAAGAAUUGUAAUAAAUAUGCAACAGCAGACUUUGGACAUGAACGCAGAUUGUUUAGAAUAGUGCCAGAUGGUGCAGUAAUGCAGUUGAAGUUGCCUUGUGCUCGGCUCGGAUCACUGAGGAUCUCAUACAUCUAUGCCCCAGCUCAUGGGAAAGAACCAGUUUGUUUUCGUGCCUUCCCCCAAACCAGUGUCCAUCGUGGUGAGACUGAGAAGCAGGCUGGCAGAGACCUCCAGGAAGCAUCAGCAGACCUGAACGUAAAGUGCUGCCUGCUCCUUAGCGACAGAGCAGUUCUAAGAUAAAGUGGUGCUUCCCUAACACUAGUGACAUUCACAACAGUUGACGCCACCCUGGUGGGUCCAUUAAACAAACCCACUCAUCCGUUCUCUUAAAGAUAUUGGGUGUCGCCUGUGUGCCAGGCACUGUCGGGAAACCAGGGAAAUGAUGGUGGAUGUCUUGAAUCUUACAGUUAUUUGGGGAAGACGGUGGGAGAGACGCUUUAACAAGUGAUUCCAAUGUGAAGGAAAUGUAUGGGGUGUUGUUCGAGAAUCCUGAGGGAAAAGCAAAGGUCCUGAGGUAGGCAGUCACGUGGCUCAUCUCAGAUGCUGAAAGAAAUCCAAUCUGGCAGGGUAAUAAGUGAGGGAUGGAGAAAACAGUGUAACAUGGAGUCGUUUUGCUAGCACACCCCCGCUUACUCGUCGCACGGAGAUUCUUCACGGUCCACCCUAGAGCAAAUAAAUGUGGCCCAGAUAUCUUACCCAACCAUUUCAUUUUGAAAUUGUUAAACUGUAGAAAAGUUGAAAGGAUGGUACAAUGAACACCUGUAUACCUUCCCUAUAGAUUAAACAACUGUUAACAUUAUUUUCACAUUUGCAUUUUCUACCUUCAUACGUACGUAUGUAUAGUUUCCUAACUCAUGUCAAAGUAGGUUGCAGGCAUCAGAUACGGCUUCCCCCCCCCCCCCCCCCCCGACUUCUUCAGCUGUCUCCCCUGAGAAUUUAAGGCAAUCCUCCCACAUAAUCAUAGUAGCAUUCUCACACCCAAGAAAAUGUACCACAAUGUAGGGGUACCAUCUGAUUUACAGUCCAUUAAAAAAUCUCUCCUGAUUUCCUCCAUACCUUUUCUAAAGCUGAUUCCCCCCCCCCCCCAAUCCAAGCUCCAAUGUAGAUUUUCCAUGGAUUUGGUUGUUACAUCUUUUCUAGAACAGUCCCCUGAUU
Pipistrellus kuhlii (Kuhl's pipistrelle) is the source of this 3020-nucleotide messenger RNA. It is a transcript of the gene ZNF621, whose product is annotated as zinc finger protein 621. The record is from RefSeq and is a predicted model, not a curated record. The transcript is spliced from 5 exons. Gene Ontology annotation, biological process: negative regulation of transcription by RNA polymerase II. Lineage: Eukaryota; Metazoa; Chordata; Mammalia; Chiroptera; Vespertilionidae. Bases 31 to 1503 code for a protein of 490 amino acids. Gene Ontology annotation, molecular function: DNA-binding transcription repressor activity, RNA polymerase II-specific.